AUGGAGAAGUAUACCAAGCAUAAGAGCAGUAGUACCAAAAGAAAAGAAAAGGAGAAAAGGCUUUUAGAGGAAGUAGCUACUAAUCCGAAACAAGCUAAAGUUAGUACGUUUUUCCGUUUUACGAGUACUUCUCAAGAAAGUGGAUCUAUAACUAAAAACGAAUCUAUUUCUGUAGAAUCUCGUCAAACUCAACCUUUUGUAACUAUUCUUGGUCAGAGUGAAUCUGUAGUUUCAACCACCCAAAUAAAUCUUAAUCAAAAUAAAUCACAGUUCAAAUCUAAAAAUAUUACAUCUGAUCAAUCUGUUGAAAAUAAUGAGGAAAAACUAGAACCUACGUUUAUUAAUGAGGUAACAAUAUUACCAUCUACAUUUCCCAGGUUUGAAAACGAUAAAGGUCUUUAUGAAAAUUGUUCUAAAUUAAACGAAGAAAAAAUCAGGGCUCUUUUAUUAGCAGGUCCCUGUCAACCUAAAGAAUGUGAUUUAUUAGGUAAGGAAUAUAAAUUGUCCAAUGACAAACGUCAUUUUUGCUCAUCGUGGUAUUAUAUAAACAAAAAGAAGCCAUUUGUUGGAGAUAACAACAGUCCUUGGUUGUCUUAUUCACCUUCAAAACACUAUGCGUAUUGUCACUAUUGUUGGUUAUUCGGAGAUGAAGCUGCGAAGAGAAGUGCGUGGUACACUGGUUUUACAUCCUGGAAACACUUUUAUCAAUUAUCUAUGAGACAUGGGUUAAGUAAAGUGCACCUCAAUAAUGCAGUCGCUGCCGCAACAUUUCUUCAAAAAUCGGAUAUUCAUCAUAAGCUUAAUAAACAAAUCAGUGAAGAAGCUAAGAAAUGGACCACAAUUUUAAAUAUUCUUUUCGAUACUGUAAAAACGUUAUCUGGUUUAGGCGUGGCCAUUCGUGGUCACCGAGAAAAUUUACAAAAUUAUGAAUAUUCUGGAAUUUACUUGACAAUCAUUAAAUUAAUUUCGCGUCACAAUCCUAUUUUAUUCACUCAUAUUGAAUCACCAAAUAAAAUUAAGUACUUGAGUAAAACAAUAAUGUACGAAUUAUUAAGUACAUUAGCUGAUCAAACCAGAAAAAUAAUUGUAGAUGAAUGUAAAGAUGCAAAAUUUUUUACGUUACUUGCGGAUUCAACAAUAGAUGUAGCACACUUGGAUCAAAUGGCCAUUUUGUUACGAUACGUCCUUAUUCAAAAAGAAGAUAAAGAUCCACCUAAAGUCUACAUAAAAGAGAGCUUUUUAUGUUUUACUCAACUUAAAAAAGUAGAUGCUGCAUAUAUUUGUUCUGAGAUAGUUACCCUGUUAUUUGAAAAGUAUGGACUAGAAAAGAAACAUUUGUGUGGUCAGGGAUAUGACGGAGCAGCUGUUAUGGCAGGAAAACAAGGUGGUUUGCAAGCAAAAAUAAAAGAAUUCGUUGGUAAUGAAGCAUUCGUUCCUUAUAUUCGCUGUGCUGCACAUCAAUUAAAUUUAGUUUUAGUACACGCAGCAGAAGAAAAUACAAGUCCUUCAAUUAAAGUGUUUUUUACGAUCAUUCAAACAGUUUUUAAUUAUUUCGCACAUUCUCAUAAGCGAUGGGAGGCACUUCUAGAUGUAAGUAAUCGCUCUUCGAGUAAUCCGAACAGUUUUGGUAUUCAGCUUCUCAAAGAACUAAAGAAAGAGAUAUUCAAUAAACAAAUAGAAAACGAUGCACUCGACGCUCAAAAUGAUAAGCCAAGGGAACUCCAUAUAAAAAGUUUGAGUAACACUCGUUGGGCGACACGUUUAAAAGCUGUGGAAGCCUUAAUUCAAAAUUUCGAAUUCAUUGUAAACUGCCUGGAAAACGAGAUAUCAAGAGUUGCAGCAUCUGGAGAUGAUAUUAUGGCUGCCAAUACAUUACUAUCAUCAAUUAAUUGCAUUAACAAAGUUAAAAAAUCUUAG
Molecule: messenger RNA, 1917 nt
Organism: Sipha flava (yellow sugarcane aphid)
Lineage: Eukaryota; Metazoa; Arthropoda; Insecta; Hemiptera; Aphididae
Exons: 2
Coding region: 1-1917 (638 amino acids)
Source: RefSeq, a predicted model, not a curated record